AUGGAAUUUGAAUAUUUAUCUCCUUGGGUUGUUAAAUCAUGUAUGAUUGCUUCCCUUUGUAGCCUUCUGUUAUCCACGCAUACCAUGUGGUCUCAGUUAAUAAAUUAUCGAGUCCCUCAUCAGCAGAGGCUGGUACUGCGUAUACAACUUCUAGUCCCUAUAUUCAGUGUGACUUGUCUUAUUGCCAUCCUAAAGCCCAAAGCAGCCAUGAUUUUGCUCGACCCAAUAAGAGAAAUAUAUGAAAGUUUUGUGAUAUACACAUUUUUCAGUUUAUUGACGUUGUUACUGGGCGGUGAACGAAAUAUAUUGGUCAACAUUGCUCCUGUGCAAAACAGGAUACAACAUCCAAUCCCUGUUCUAGGUAGGUGGGUUUUACCAAUGGUCGAUCUAAGUGAUCCAAAAGCAUUCUUGUCUAUAAAAAGAGGCAUAUUGCAGUAUGUGUGGUUCAAACCAGUGUAUUGCUUAGGGAUGUCUAUCUGUCAAUAUUUGAAUUGGAAACUGGGAGUUAAGGUAUUGGUAGUUGCUUAUAACAUUAGUGCAUCCUGGUCCCUUUAUGAUUUAGCCCUAUUUUGGAAGUGUUUGUAUGAACAUUUGUCCCAAUUUAACCCAUGGCCCAAAUUUCUUUGUGUGAAGUUGAUAAUCUUUGCAUCUUAUUGGCAAGGUAUGUUAAUCGAUCUCCUUCACUAUUUAGAUGUGAUGAAGGAUUAUGAUAAUGUGAACAUGGGAUAUAUAUAUCAGAAUGCAUCAUUGUGUUUAGAGAUGGUUGCAUUUGCUUUGGCACAUAGAUGGGCCUUUCCUUGGAUAGAAUACAGUGGUGAAGUUUUUCCAAUGGGCGCAAGGAUGAAGUUCCAGUAUGCUUUAAGGGAUUGGUUAGGGUGGAAGGACUUGCUUUGGGAUUUUAAGACCACUCUUGUAGGCACUGAUUACACAUAUAGAAACUUCGACGCUACAAAUACAAAUCCCGAGGGGAGGUUAAAGAGGAUAAAUGAUGGUUUACGCUAUACGAACUUGGGUACAGAACGUCACUGGAUUACAAAUAGCCCGCGUAAAUACGGAUCGAUUGGUGAUGAGAAAUGGGAAGAUAUAACUGAAGGCCUCAAUAGUUAUAUACCGGUGGAUAGUAACUAUCCCGUUGUAUGGGACGCUCAAUCCUAUAGAUAUACUCGGGGUAUCAGACAGUUACGACAAGACAUGCUUAGAGAACGCAAUUGUCAUUUGUAUGAUUCACUGGUUAUCCACUAG
Molecule: messenger RNA, 1242 nt
Organism: Eremothecium cymbalariae DBVPG#7215
Lineage: Eukaryota; Fungi; Ascomycota; Saccharomycetes; Saccharomycetales; Saccharomycetaceae
Gene: HFL1
Product: Hfl1p
Exons: 1
Coding region: 1-1242 (413 amino acids)
Biological process (GO): transport
Molecular function (GO): transporter activity
Source: RefSeq, a predicted model, not a curated record